GGAUGGCUUCGGUGGAGCGGGAGACGCUGUCCCAAGAUGAGCUCCGGAAAAGGCUCUAUCAGACCUUUAAGAACCGAGGCGUGCUGGACACGCUUAAGACGCAGCUCCGAAACCAGCUAAUCCAUGAACUAAUGCACCCAAUUUUAAGUGGAGAACUUCAGCCACAGGUUGUUCCAAGUGAUGAUAGUUCACUUUUGAUCACAGCUUCCAACAGUUUGGUGGCAGAUCAUCUACAGAGAUGUGGCUAUGAGUAUUCACUUUCUGUUUUCUUUCCAGAAAGUGGAUUAGAGAAGAAGAAGCUGUGGACUGUGCAAGAUCUUCUUCAAUUAAUGAGAAUCAAUCCAAAAUCCAGUCUUUACAAAUCACUGACUUCGGGAACUCGGAAGGAGAAUAAAGGUUUUCUUAUGCAGAUUUUAAUCGGACUAACAGAGCAUCAUCUAAGUAGGGAAACUCAUGACACAGAGACUCAGACAACCUCAGUGCCUCCUUACAGAGAAUCGCUUGCUGAGAAGCUUCAGCUGAUUGAUGAACAGUUUGCAGACUCUUAUCCCCAGCAUCAGAAAUACGAAUCUUUAGAAGUAAAACUUCAUGAAUAUAGAAAAGAAAUAGAGAAGCAGCUUCAAGCAGAAAUGUGUCAAAAGCUAGAACAUUUUAAAGAAGUUGAAAUAGCAAAGAUUAAAAUGGAGGAGAAAGUGCAGACCCAGAAAGAAAUCUCUGAGCUGCGUCAUGAGUUGGAGAGGACACAUCAGGCAAAGUCUGAAGCCUUGAUUUCUCGUGAAAAGAAUGCUAUUGAGAGGCUUCAAAAGCAACAAGAGAUAGAAGCAAAGGAAGUAUACGCUCAGAGACAAAGUCUACUGAAAGAUAUCGAAGUCGUAAGGACCAGAGAGGCGGAACUGAAGCAAAGAAUUGAGGCAUUUGAAGUCACUCAGAAACUUCAGGAAGAGAAAAAUAAAGCUAUUGAUGAUGCACUUCGACGUCGGGAGGUUGCUGUGAAGAACAUAGAGGAGACAUAUGAUCAAAAGCUUAAGACGGAACUCUUAAAAUAUCAGCUUGAAUUAAAAGAAGAACACAUAGCCAGAACCAAUAAAGUUACUGAAGAUGAGAAAAAAAAUAAAGAGAAAGCUAUGCUUUUGCAUGAAGAAACCAUUGCUGUUAAUUCAAAAAAGGAGGAACUCAAGCAAGCUAUAUCACGCACGAGAGAGCUUGAGCUGGAUUUGGAGUCAGCGAAGGCCCAGGUUCUCUUGGUAAAUAAACAGAAUCAGUUGUUGACAGAAAAACUGAAAGAGGUAUCAGACUAUCCUUUGCUAAAGGAGGAGAAAUUGGAGCUCCAAGUGCAGAAUAAACUACUUAGGCAACAGUUGGAUGAGACUCGCAGUGAGAACCAGCAUCUUCGAGACAAGCUAUCGCAGCCCUCGGCGGAGCACCUGGCCUGCCAAGUGGAGCUGAGGAGAGUGGAACAUUCUAGGAAGCUGGCGCUGGAUGAAUUUGAAAGUCAUAGGCAGAUUUUGGAAAAGCAGCUACAAAGUGAGGUUGAGCGUUGUGCCCAGUUAAAGACCCAACUGUUAGAGUCGGAAGCUACUGUCAGGAAGUUAAAUGUGCAGGUUGAGGAACUGAAACUGCAGGUGAAACAAACACAGGCAGCUCUAGAAAAUGAAGUGUAUCGGAAUCCAAAGCCUUCACUUGUUGAUCGCUCUGUCCUUGACUUCACUGGUGACAGAAUUGUACCUCAUGAUAUUUAUGUGGAUAGCACAUUCCUAAAGAAUCAGGUUAUGACUGAUGUGAUGAAGGUAAACGCUGUGCCAAGAUUUGGCUAUCAGCAGCAGUUACAGCCACGCAGUGCUUCUCCAGAUUCUGACCUAGAGUGUAUGGCACAAACCUGGGCUAGAAUAAAAGAACUAGAAAAAGAGGCAGAGUAUUUGGAAGAAGCCUACAGGAACUACCAACACAGAGUCAUGCAGGAUGCAGCUGCAAGCAGAACGCCAAGAAAGAUGCAGUCUCCUUUACUCCUACAGUGUGCUGUUAGUAGACCUCCCGUGACAACCCAGCAUGAACUUCUAGAGGAUAAUCCCAGCUCCCAGCGCUCCCCCCUGCACAGUCCAAGAGGUGAAAAACACAUCAAAAAAUCUGGGCAGGUUGAGGUCUUUAAAAAUCCCUUAACACCACCGUGCAGAGGAGCGUCUUCUUCAAGACGCCUUUCUUCUACUCCCAUUUCGAAAUUGGAAAGAGAUCUCGGUAACAAGAAAACUUCAGAUGACAUCAGCGGCUCAUACCUUGCCUCUUCACAGCAGAGUGUUGACCAGGUGCUUUCUCCUAUUUCAAAGCCACGUCUACUUUCAUCUUCUGAGUCUGUUUCUUCCUCACCAUCCAGUCGUGGCCAGAAAAUCAGACUUCAUAACGAAAGAACAGAUAAACAAGAUUUCAGUGAUAUCCCCAAACCAGAGAAACUAAUGUAUGAGGACCUUGAAGAAUGCAUUUCUUCUCUUGAAUAUCAGGGGGACAUUCCAGAGCAGUGUGAAAGUGAUGCCUUGCAUCCAUCUGGGGACAUCGUCAAUGGAAACCAUGUCACAGCCACUGUGCCCGCAACAGCCACUUCACUGCAGGACUUAACGGUGCUGGAUCAAAGACAGAUUGAAGAACAGAAUAGAGAAGUUGAGAAAAACUUAGAAGAAAUGAAAGUAAGAGAAGAAAGGAGAGAGAAAGAACAACAGGAAACUUUGGAAAGAGAGCAAACAGAAGUGGAAAAGCUUAACAAAGAGCAGAUCCAAGACUCAAUGAAAAUAGAUGAAGAUGAGGGAGUAAAACCUGAAGACAGUAAUGCUGAUGCUGAAGAUAAUGUAAAGGUUCCUACUCCAAAUCCAUUAGAAAAAUACAUGAGAAUAAUUCAACAGCACAGAGAGGAGGAACUGGCAACCAAGGAUUCAAAAAAAGAAGAAAUAGGAGAAGUAUCACUUACAGAGGGACUUGUAUCUAGUGAAAAGGAUGACAGCACUGCAGGCAUUUCUCAUGGAGACAUGGAUGAAAGCUUCUGGUGAACAACACAACACUCGAUUUACAGUUUGGUGGUUGAUGUCCAGAAUGGGACGGACAGCACUUGUUCCAUUAUGCUGGCCUGGAACAACUACCAAUACUUCACACUAGAAGCACUCGCUGACUUACCGUGCUGACGUGUGCACCUACAGGGCAUCCCUGCCCCGCACAGGAGCAAGUGGAUUGAUACUACGGAACAAAAACGUGUGUAACUUCAGAGAGAGACAUGAAGCAGAGAGAUGCACUAGUAUGGAGUAGCUGAAGGUCUGUUUUCAAAUAAGCGUACACAAGUGGUGUCUAUUAUCUACAAAUAUUUAUUUUAACACUUGGAUGUAACUACAGGAAGCCCUUGGCACUGAUAGAAAAUAUUGAUUCACUGUUAGGUUACAAAAAUUUAUACAUAGCAAAAUUUAAUGCUCUUUACAUAAAAAUAUUAGACUACUUAAACAAAACUUCAAAAACUCCCAGUAAUAGCUACACUGAAUUAGAAAAGAAUUAGGCUUUAAGACACUGCCUCCAUUAUUACCCUUAUGCAAACACUGGGCUAGAACAUCACCUGCAUUGCUGUAGAAAUGUCUCCUUCAUGCAACAGGUAGGAACAUACACUAGGCUAUUUUGUCAUAUUUGCUCUACAUUGAUCAACUUUGCCCCUUUUUUGAAACUGUCAAAUUAGACUCCAAUAUUUAACAAAAAAAUUAUAUUUGAAAUUAAUACCCCCCAAAAUGCCUUUUCUCUUAAUACUGACUUGAAGAAAUUUGUGCUUCCUUUGAUUUAUAUUCAGCAAACAGUCAAAACUAUCAAACCACACGUCAGCUUAACAUGGGUAUGACUUAAAUAUUUAAUUUUUUUAAAUGACUGAUGCAUUUUACUUUCCCCCCCCAACAUUUAUUUAUAUAUAUAUAUAUCAUAUAGAACAAACACCAAAUAUACCAUCACUAAUACUCAAGAUAUCACUGAAUGCUUCUGAAAAAAACAUUAAUUAGAAGGCAGACUUCUAUGGGAAAUGACUUUUAAAAUGGCACCAGUUUGUUGUUGUUUUUUUCUGAACACCACGUUUUCUUCAUGUGCUAAUUAAUUUGUAAAAAGGAAUACACAUAAGCACUGACUAUAAAUUUGCUAAGCACCAAGAUAGAGAAAGGUGGACAUCCUGUAUUCUGUUUUAUGGCUGUAAUUUUUAUUGUUUGUGUAAAACUCUGCAAACUUUCUCAUCCGCUCAUUUGGAAUAGUCAGAUCAGUGUCAUUUUAAUAAGGUAACACUUUUCACUUACUUAAAAUGUAGGAUAAUGGUCUCCUGCCACUAUAUAAAUGCUAAGACAUUUAUAGAAAAUAAAUAUUAAGGCAAAGCUGACAUUUAUUUUCAAAGAAGGGGAUCAUUAUCCAGAUCCAGGGAUCUACAUUCCAUUAAAUAGUUAAUAAAAAGAUUAAAACUCAGGACUUCUGCUCAGCACUCAGGUAAGCACAGGAGUGUGACUGCUUCAUCAUAAAAAAGUGUGGCACAAAAGCAGAGUGCUGUUCCUGUGGCCCGUGUAAAUAGUGUUCAAAGACAGCCCCGUUGCAACUUCAAACUGCUGCAACUGUGCUGUCACGUAAGCACGAGCUGUCAGAAAUCCGGCCACAGUUUCAUUGGUAUAUAAACGGAGAUACUAAAUCACGUGCAGAGAUCUACUGCCUGCUGGUUUGGAGCACCUGCCACGGUUUUGUGCAGGACGUCAUGCUGUAGAACAUGUCAAAUACUAAAUACCAAAAGUCUCAAAG
Messenger RNA from Haliaeetus leucocephalus (bald eagle), 4782 nucleotides. RefSeq names its product oral-facial-digital syndrome 1 (gene OFD1). Gene Ontology annotation, cellular component: ciliary basal body; centrosome. The record is from RefSeq and is a predicted model, not a curated record. NCBI's taxonomy places the organism in Eukaryota, Metazoa, Chordata, Aves, Accipitriformes, Accipitridae. Gene Ontology annotation, biological process: epithelial cilium movement involved in determination of left/right asymmetry. The transcript is spliced from 23 exons. The coding region runs from base 3 to 3032 and encodes 1009 amino acids. Gene Ontology annotation, molecular function: protein binding.